Vicia villosa (hairy vetch) is the source of this 2166-nucleotide messenger RNA. RefSeq lists its product as uncharacterized. The transcript is spliced from 4 exons. Lineage: Eukaryota; Viridiplantae; Streptophyta; Magnoliopsida; Fabales; Fabaceae. The record is from RefSeq and is a predicted model, not a curated record. The coding region runs from base 205 to 1602 and encodes 465 amino acids.
AAAAUGAAUAAAGCUAAAUACCAACUUUGCCCUUGAAUCAUCGCAUAUCAGAAACGCAGGUUCGAGUUGCAGCACUGAGCUCCACCGCCCACAAAACACCGCCGGAGCACGCCGUCAGCCGUCAGAAACACCGUCAAACUCGUCUAUAAGUUUUAGUUUAGUUGGUUUCAUUGGUGUACGCUAUAAGGAAGACUAAGGGAAUUCAUGGCAGGCAGUGGCCUGCCUUCUUUGGGACGUGUGAAGCUCGCGGAUUUAGUUCCUUCGGACGGGUUACCGUCUGAUUCGUAUAAAAUUUCAGUUUCGAUUUUAUCGCAAUCGCUAGCUCAAUUUUCAGCUGUGAUUAUUCAGUUUCCGUCAACGGAUGGUGCUCUUUUAAGAUCUGGUUUAGAAUCGGCUCGUUUGUAUUUCCAUCAGAGAGAAACGUAUCCGCCUGCAGAUAUAAUCCAUUCUGGCGAGUCGCAUGAUUGGUGUAAAACUUCUGGUUACUAUGCGGAUCCUCAUUUGUGGCAAGAAACGUAUGAUUAUAGACCGGGUUUAACUCCUUUGGAACAGAGUAACUCGAUUGAGUUGCCUCCUGCUGGUUUGUCGGAUAUGUUUUCUUUAUUUGGAAAAGCGGCAAGGGAUAUUUUGGAAGCGAUUGGCUUCCACUUGAAUUUACGCAGUUCUCCGUUUGUGGAAAUAUUGGAUAAUGUUCCCUUGAGAAAUCGGGAAAUUUCGUCUUCGGUUUUGUCUGUUUGCUGUCAUGCUAGGCCUUCAUUUCAAGGGCCACAACAUCAUGAUAUAGCUGCUACUCAAGAGGAUGGUCAGUUGCUUAUGUAUCCUGAUCAUGAUCAUCAAGUUGAUAAAAGCUUGAUAUCUCUUGUUAAGUCGGACAGAGCGGGUUUACAUGUUAAAGACUAUCAAGGUCGGUGGAUUCUUGUUGAUGGUGAUUUGGGGCCUCAAGAGGCUAUUGUUUAUCCCGGGCUUGCUCUUUAUCAAGCAACAGCGGGAUAUGUUAAUCCUGCGUUGCACAAAACUGAGAUCAAUAUGGAGACUAACAUGUAUGGGAGGUGUUCUUUAGGGUUCAAACUUUUGCCUAAAUCAAUGACUAGUCUUGAUUGUUCGGAAAUGAGAGCGGCCGGAUACGGAAUUGAAACUCAGUUCCAGCUUCCUGUUCCUGUUGAUGAUUUUAUGCAGCGAUCUCAUCCAACUGACCACCUUUUUAAUCGGCCUGCUUUUCAAUGCUUCAAUUUCCAACCAACACAUGACGGAUCCAUGAAGACUUUGAUACGGAGGAGGAAGCAAAAUCCUAAAAGCAAACCUCUGCCACCUUCCAAGAGGUUAAGGCUCGAAGCGCAGAGAGUUUUGAAAGAAAGAGUCCAAGACAUUGCAGAUAAGAAAGGCAUCAAGCUGCGCUUCUGUAAUAUCAAGGAAUGUGAAAGUCACUUUCACACCCUAGACAGCCCGUGUGCAAAUAUACGAAUGGAGAUAGGAUGGCCUCCUGGAGUACCAUUUGUCCAUCCCCAUGACUUGCCCAAUAAGGCAAAGCUGGGAUUUCUUGAAGCAUAUGAACCCGGUUGGACAGAAGCGCAUCAAAACAUAGACAGGAAUCAGUCCCCGUAGUAUCUAAUAUAUGGACAACAGGUGAUCAAGUUGUGAAGGUCUUCUGAGGAUAGACUUAUUGUUCUCUGUUGGCCUCUGAACUUAUUUAUGGCUAAGUUAUAGACUUUGUGCCUGCUUUAUUACAUGCCAUCGUGCAGAUUUUUGAACAGCUGAAAGAUAGUCGUGUGCUGCAUUGAAUUCUGUAGAUAUUUUGUUAUAAGGUGUCUUAGAGCUUCUUAGGAUUAUGAGACGAUCCAAUCAAAAUGAAGCACGUAGAGUCAGUUGGAAUUGAAAGCUCGUGCAGAUGGGGGUCUUACUGUCCAGAUCCAGAAUCUAUAAAUUAUGAGAAAACAACGUCAAGUUUAAGAAUAAUUACGAGCUUCUCUUACCCGUCGUGAUUAUGCACAAUCAUCUAUUAUUGCCUGGACGAAUGCAAUGACUGUUAUCGGGUCUCUGCAGCAUGUUUAAAUGUAAACAACCUUUUAUCCUAAGUUAUGUCAAGUAGAAACAAACUUAUUCAAUUUGUGUGAAUACCUGUAUUUUGAAACAAUGCUAUCUGAAUAUGUGGCUUAAUAUGUUUUCUUA